AUGGAUUUAUUCCCUCAAUUUUCUGAUCCUCUUCCUUAUUAUGGUAUUUGUAAUUACAAUUCGGAAUCGUCGUCGGCGUUUUUUGACGCCGGAACGCAUCCGCUCACGGUGGCUACCUCCGACGAGGAAGUGAUACUGGCGUCGAACCAGCCCAAGCGCCCGGCGGGUCGGCGGGUUUUUAAAGAGACGAGGCAUCCGGUUUACAGAGGGGUACGUCGGCGGAAUAACGACAAAUGGGUUUGUGAGAUGAGGGAGCCGAAUAAGAAGACCAGGAUUUGGCUCGGGACUUACCUGACGGCUGAGAUGGCGGCGCGUGCACACGAUGUGGCUGCCCUCGCGUUGAGAGGGAAGUCGGCUUGUCUCAAUUUUGCUGACUCGGCGUGGCGGUUUCCGAUUCCGGCUAGUGAUGACCCGUCUGUGAUCCGAGCGGCAGCAGCGAUGGCAGCGAAUGAGCGCAAGGAUGAGGAAUGUAGUGCGUGUCGGGAAGAGGACGACGUCGUUUUGUGUCAACCCACGGCCAGUCCUGACCGGCCGGUUUACGUCGACGAUGAGCUUUGUCGAAUAUGCCAAUGUUGCUUGCCAACAUGGCGGAAGGACUUCUUCUUUCUCCUCCGUCUUUUUGUGUAAAUGAUGACGUGGAGUGGGAUGAUGUGGCCAUGAGUCAUGACGUGUCAUUGUGGAACUUUUAGUAUAUAUUAGAGUGAGUA
Molecule: messenger RNA, 707 nt
Organism: Cucurbita maxima (winter squash)
Lineage: Eukaryota; Viridiplantae; Streptophyta; Magnoliopsida; Cucurbitales; Cucurbitaceae
Product: dehydration-responsive element-binding protein 1E-like
Exons: 2
Coding region: 1-627 (208 amino acids)
Biological process (GO): regulation of DNA-templated transcription
Molecular function (GO): DNA binding; DNA-binding transcription factor activity
Source: RefSeq, a predicted model, not a curated record